Coccomyxa subellipsoidea C-169 is the source of this 582-nucleotide messenger RNA. RefSeq lists its product as hypothetical. Lineage: Eukaryota; Viridiplantae; Chlorophyta; Trebouxiophyceae; Coccomyxaceae. Bases 1 to 582 code for a protein of 193 amino acids. The record is from RefSeq and is a predicted model, not a curated record. The transcript has 2 exons.
AUGAGUCAUCUACCAACCAACCAAUAUGACGUUCGCUUAUCUCAGGGGGCGGCACCUAGCCCGGCACAAGAAGCUUCCUUAAGGGUGUGCACCCGCGUUCCAGUCACUGUCUCCAGUCCAGUCCAGUCACAGUCUUUGCUUUGGGAGCUCAGGGAUAUUGACCGUCCCUGGAAAAUCGCAAAUGUUCCGCUUGGCCCCGGGACUCCCUGGGGCAACCCAGCCCUGGGAAUUCCCGGGCUUUUCUCCUACUUCUGCAAAAUCCUACCACUGUAUUCUCCUGGGAAUUCCUGGGCUCGACUUAAAUCCAGGAAUUCCUGGAAAUGCGACGGGAACCAGAAAAUCUUGGGCCAUUCAAGCAUGAGAAGUCCUGUCGUGAUGCUUACUUCCAGGAAUUCCCAGUCUGACCAUGCUCAGAAUUGCUCAGCGGCAGCACAUCCCAACAAUUUCUGCGGUCAGGGGCUCCUAGGAUUUCCCAGCAUCAAGAGCAAAUAUGGGAAUUCCUUGUGCCGGGCAGCCCAGGAUUUUCCAGCGCUAGCCCCUUUUCCAGGAAAAUACAAGGCUAGGUCGUCUGCGGUUUCCUGA